Molecule: messenger RNA, 759 nt
Organism: Penicillium macrosclerotiorum
Lineage: Eukaryota; Fungi; Ascomycota; Eurotiomycetes; Eurotiales; Aspergillaceae
Exons: 1
Coding region: 1-759 (252 amino acids)
Biological process (GO): antibiotic biosynthetic process
Source: RefSeq, a predicted model, not a curated record
AUGGCCAAUGAGGCCCUUAGAAUUGAAAAUCAGAAAAUUGUCGAUGAUUACCUGGCAACUCCAUUCUGGGAAGAUGAUGGACAUGUGGACCGUCUUUUCUCUUCAAAUUGCAUUUGGGAGUUUCCCUAUGCACCUCCAGGAAUGCCCCAAGCCUUUUCCCGGCCCCGGAGGCCAGUCUUUGCUCAAUGGCUAAGACGGACAAUGCGUGAAUGGACUCGGUCAGAUGUACAAUACUAUCCGACCUUGAGCCCUAGACGAUUUUGGGUCGAAUCAUCAACUAAAGCCAUGGUGACCUGGGGAGAUAACUUUGAGCGCGCCUUCGAAUGCCAGCACAUCGAGCUAAUCGAGGUCACAAACGGGAAGAUUUCAAACCUGAAGACUUGGAGUGACCCAACGGCCUACUACAAAGCCGCAGGCAUUAUCCUUCCCUCUUUUCAGUUCAAUAGGCCAUCUGUUACUCCCUCUGAGUAUGUGGAUACGCCCUUCCCAAAUCCCCCAACAAAAGAGCCAGAAUUAUCGGAGACAAAACAGAGACUGUUUAACUGGUAUCUUCGUCCCUCCUCAGAUAAUCCAUCGGAAAUGGCAGAGAAAGCCAAAACAAAUAUAUUAUUCGAUCCCAAUUUUCGGUUUGUGAUGCCUUUCAUGCCUACCGGCCUGACACAUGGAGGCGAUCGCAAUCUAGAAGCCACGAUGAUCAAGUGGGUGGAUGAUACAAUAGUUGAAUGGCACCAGGUAAUUCUUUUCUAUGCUGAGCAAUGA